Molecule: messenger RNA, 1663 nt
Organism: Trichomycterus rosablanca
Lineage: Eukaryota; Metazoa; Chordata; Actinopteri; Siluriformes; Trichomycteridae
Gene: ap1s1
Product: adaptor related protein complex 1 subunit sigma 1
Exons: 5
Coding region: 144-620 (158 amino acids)
Biological process (GO): vesicle-mediated transport; intracellular protein transport
Cellular component (GO): intracellular membrane-bounded organelle; membrane coat; AP-1 adaptor complex
Molecular function (GO): clathrin-cargo adaptor activity
Source: RefSeq, a predicted model, not a curated record
UGACGCUUCCUCUCCAGACUACCUGAAUGGGUCUUUCAAAGCUACCGAACUAUUGAGUGUAAAAUAGAUAUGAAUAUAUGAUAAAUUAAAGGGCUUUUGAUAUCUUGUGCUUGGGCAGGACACUCUCGAGAAGCUGAAAAAAAAUGAUGCGUUUUAUGCUGCUGUUCAGCCGGCAGGGGAAGCUGCGGCUGCAGAAAUGGUACACAGCCACAGCAGAGCGCGACAAAAAGAAAAUGGUGCGAGAGCUCAUGCAGGUAGUGUUGGCCAGGAAGCCCAAAAUGUGCAGCUUCUUGGAGUGGAGGGACCUAAAGAUUGUCUACAAGAGGUAUGCCAGUUUGUAUUUCUGCUGUGCAGUGGAAGAACAGGAUAAUGAGCUGAUUACACUAGAGGUCAUCCAUCGCUUUGUGGAGCUGUUGGAUAAGUACUUUGGCAGUGUGUGUGAGCUAGACAUUAUUUUUAAUUUUGAGAAGGCCUACUUUAUCUUGGAUGAAUUUCUGAUGGGGGGAGAAAUCCAGGACACUUCCAAAAAGAGCGUCCUCAAGGCUAUUGAACAGUCUGACUUGCUGCAAGAGGAGGAUGAAUCUCCAAGAAGUGUAUUGGAGGAGAUGGGCCUGGCAUAGAAUCCACUCAAAUUUAGAAAUAACAACUUUAGGUACUACUGCUACAAAGGGUGAUGAAAUAGAUUUUACUAAAUGGAGUUUGGGGGGUGGGGGGUUUAGGAUGGAAUUAGGAAAACACAUGGGACAGAAGGAUGAACUGAAUGUGUGUGUGUGUGUGUGUGUGUGUGUACAAUUUUUAUACUACUGAGUUCAGCAUGCGAUUGUAGUCCUUUUUAGCCCCUCUUUAUAUUUAUACUGUUAAGAAUAGGUUGUCUUUUUGAAGACACUAUACAAAUACAGAUCACAGACACUUGAACGGGACACACAGCCUUUCAUUUCUACUGAGCUAAAAUUGCACCAAGCCUUACUGUGCAAAGAAAAUACACUGGUUGUACAACAUGUGGUCAGCCUUUGGUCGUGAGCAGUUAUUUCUUCCUGCUGUCUCAAAUUGCUAUGUUUAUAUGUACUUGGACUGUGUUUUUGCUGCUCAGGAAAGAACAUUCAUGCAUGUCUAUUUGAAUGUGAUGCAAAAUUUUAAGCGGAUGACCUUUCAGGUCUGAACUGCUUGCCUGCAGUGUAGGGACCACACAGCACGUGUGUGUGUGUGAAUGUUUGUGUGUGGAAUAGGAAUGUGUGUUAGGAAUGGGGGUACCUGUGCUAUCAGCUCUUUGCGUGCACAGUUUAUCCUUAAAGCAGUUUUCCAUGAGUAUAAAAUGAGACCGAAAAUAGAAACAGAAUAUUAAGUAGGCUUUGAGUCAGUAGAGUAUCGAAUAGAAUAUUGAAUGUUGAACAUGGUUGAUUUAGUCUGUUCUAGUUCUAGUUUUAUGAACCACAUCUACUGUCGUACCCAUAAAAAUGAAUGUGUAUUUUAAUAUGAAUAUAAGGCAAAAGUAACCACAAAAGGAGCCUAACCUCUUUCCUGUUUUGUAUGUCUUCUUCCUGCUUUCCAAAGAUAUGAUAAAAGGGAACUAUAUUUAAGUACCUUCUUUAAAAAAAACAAUAAAGGGAUUUGGGUAGGGAGUAUGAUUUAGUUAUGAUGGUAAAAUUAUUUUUACUGUGCUGUC